GGGGAGGGACGAAGUCACGGAAAAGCAGGCUUUAACAAAUGAGCCGGGGCCGAGUCACACCUGUGACAUCAAAGCUGCUGCGGGCCUGGACGACGAGUCAGACACGGAGACUGUGCUUGUGACAACGUUCUGUCCGUGACAGGGUAACAACAGCUGAAGGAACACAUGGUGAUGGAGGCGUAGGAUAGAAGCCUACAGAGACUCACCCAUCGGAGGUUCAGAGGUCUGAGAGCGGCCGUUUUGGGGGUUCCACCAUGGCUUCGGUGGGGAUGCAGCUCCUGGCCAGCGUCCUGUGCCUGCUGGGGUGGGCAGGCGUCAUCAUCAGCUGUCUGCUGCCCAUGUGGAGGGUCACGGCCUUCGUGGGCACCACCAUUCUCACCUCCCAGAUCUUCUGGGAGGGCAUCUGGAUGACGUGCGUGGUCCAGAGCACGGGGCAGAUCGAGUGCAAGCCGUACGAGUCGGUGCUGGCUCUCAGCGCCGACAUGCAGGCCUCCAGGGCUCUCAUGGUGCUCGCCAUAGCAACGGGCGGCAUCGGCCUCGUUCUGGCCUUCGUCGGUGGCAAGUGCACUCGUUUCCUGGACGACGACGGUGAAGUGGCUAAGGGGAAGGUGGCUGUAGCUGCAGGGGCAGUGCUGAUAAUCACGGGCCUGCUGUGCUCCAUCCCCACAACAAUGGUGGCUGCGGUUGUGGUGAGAAACUUCUACAGCACCAUAGCCGAUGCUCAGCGGAGGGAGCUCGGAGCCUGCCUCUACAUCGGAUGGGGAGCGUCCGUCCUCUUCGUUCUCGGCGGGGCCUUGUUUAUCUGCGCCGCGCGGCCCUUCAAAGGCCCCGGCCCGGAGGACAGGCCCUCCGUUAACUACCUGGUGGUCCGCUCCUCCAGAGGGUCCAGUCGGGCGGGUUCUUAUCGAGUCCCGUCGGCAAGGCAGCAGCCUCCGAGCUACGGGCCACCAUCCGUCAUGUCCCAGCAGGACACGAGGCCGCUCUGGGAGGAGAAGCAGAACCCCCGGCCGGGGUCCGAGAGGUCACGGGCCCCGUCCACCAAAUCUCAGAUGGAAGCAGCCGAAUGGAUGGAGUCUGAGCACAGCGAGGCGCCGUCUACAAAAUCUAAACUGAAAGAAGCUGAGAUGAAGGAGAAAUUACCAGCGAACAGCGGCAAUGAAGAUGCAUCGAAUCCACCGAGAACAUACAUCUAACGUGCUCACACAGAGGCAGGCAGUGGAGAAGCUGUUCACUGUGUUUCACUGAGUGGUGACUGAAAAACAGUGGUCUGUUGCAGCUGAAAACGACCACAGUGGUAAAGUGAAGUAAGUUUGUUUUCGUAUUUUAUGUUCGAUAUGUAAAUGAAGGCAUCAACAGGCACCUCCUAACACUUCUAAAGCUUUAUUUCCCUCUUUCUUUCUUUCUGACUUGUUUGACUUAGUCAGCAAACAACAAAGCAACAACUGUAAUGAAAGACACAUAUUUAAGACAAAUUGCUCUUUGCUUUAAUGUAUAUAAGUGUGAAAACUAGUAGCAGCUGCAGAUAUGAAUGUAAACGUGUGGGUCUGUGGACAUCACAUAUAUCUGUGGAAUAAGGUUUUGCUUUUGUUUUAUUACAUAUGUGUAUAUUUUUUUAAAUAAACAACUUUAAAGGAGA
Messenger RNA from Betta splendens (Siamese fighting fish), 1636 nucleotides. RefSeq names its product claudin-4-like. The transcript has a single exon. Gene Ontology annotation, molecular function: structural molecule activity. The record is from RefSeq and is a predicted model, not a curated record. Gene Ontology annotation, cellular component: bicellular tight junction; plasma membrane. Gene Ontology annotation, biological process: cell adhesion; bicellular tight junction assembly. Bases 255 to 1193 code for a protein of 312 amino acids. NCBI's taxonomy places the organism in Eukaryota, Metazoa, Chordata, Actinopteri, Anabantiformes, Osphronemidae.